AUGUCCAAGGCCGGUGUUCUCCUGUAUAAUGCCCCAGAUGAUUCGGAACAAUCUGAUUCCGAAGACGGUUUUCACAUGGCCAAGAUGACCAUAAACGUGGGUUCAAAUCUCCCAAACGAUAGUACAAAAGCCACAAUCUAUAUGGAUCGGGUUUGUGGAUCAGGAAAUUUCAAGAAUGCAUUUUUUGGAUAUUAUACAAAUGGUGAAAAAUCUGGUGAUCGCUGCGUGUUAAAGUGCUUUAAGACAGGACCUGUGUAUCAUGAUAAUCCAUACGAGCAGCAACUUAAGGUAGACAAAAAGGCACAGUCUAUCAUUGAUGCAUUCAAUGCCGCAAACAGGCCAUCGGAAUGGCACAGUGAUGAAGUCAAUGCUGGAAAUACUAUACCAAUAUACCCAGUCCGCCUUAUCCCGUCGACACUCUGGACUGACAGCAAGACGGGAGCCGUAAGCGUUAUAGAACCAUUUAUUGAGGACUACCGAAAGUUCAACAGCCCCACAGGAUGGGUUCCGGGUGAUGACGAAUUUGCUAAUCCAAUCCAAGCCUUGAGUCACUUUUCCUAUCACAUAUCUAACCGCAAAAUGCUAUUGUGCGACCUUCAGGGAGGCGGAGAUGCCAAUGGAUAUACCCUGGCAGAUCCACUCAUUGCAUCAGCAAAAAGGCUCUAUGGAGCAUCAGAUUUUGGACCCCAAUGUAUCAGAGAUUUCUUAAAACGUCAUGUCUGCGGGUUAUAUUGCAAUCCACGGUGGCUCAAACCUGAGGUGGCUGAAGAGACGGUGAUACAUCCAAUUCAGCGAGGGCUCUUACCACCUUACGACACCUAA
Messenger RNA from Botrytis byssoidea, 822 nucleotides. RefSeq lists its product as uncharacterized. Gene Ontology annotation, biological process: protein phosphorylation. Lineage: Eukaryota; Fungi; Ascomycota; Leotiomycetes; Helotiales; Sclerotiniaceae. The coding region runs from base 1 to 822 and encodes 273 amino acids. The transcript has 3 exons. The record is from RefSeq and is a predicted model, not a curated record. Gene Ontology annotation, molecular function: protein serine/threonine kinase activity; ATP binding.